GCGCGCUGAGGCCUGUGGAGCCGCGUCGGGCGGUCGCGAACAAAAAAAACGCUGCUCCUUGUCAUCGUCUUCGCGUGCGUUGUGCGCGCACCAAUCGCCAUUGUUUUGAAUUCUGACCGCGGCAUUAUGAACCCGGUUAUACUACUUUUGCUGCACAGCCAACGCGAGGUUCUGGCGUUUAGCGCAAGGCUGCAAAAACCGACGACCAGCACGAAAAAUGGCUGCUCGCGCGGCGCCUCGGCGGUGCAACGUCGCAAAAAUGGCGUCUCCUGCAGCGCCGCGGCCCACUUACCCUGCGACGCGACAACUGGCGCGUUAUACGAGUGCGCCGAGGCCGCAGCGUUUCAGGCGCAGGCCGCAGCACUCCGCCAAGAAGCCGCGGCGCUCGAAGACGCGCUGCUCGCGGAGCGCCGCGCCCUCGAGCCCACGAAGGUCGUCGUGCCAGCAGCGACGACGACGGCACCGACUUUACGUACCCGCUCGACGCUCGCGGGCCAGCUCCUUUCGACGAGCUGGGAGCUCAAGGACGACGGCGCGGCCUUUGCAUGUUUCGAGGACAACGGCGGCCACGUCGUCGCCCAAGCUGAGGGCACGUGGUCCGUCCGCGACUCGCGCCGGGGCGGCAUCGGCGUCAAAAUUCGGCUCUACGCGCGCGGCCGCGUCGACGGCCGCAUCGUGUCCACGGUCGCGACCUUCGACGCGCUCCAUCCUGACGACGCCCGCGACGCGCGAGAAUUACAACGGACGCUCGCCGACGCCGUCCGCGAUGCAGAAAAAGCAGCGGCGCGGCUGGUGCCCCUCGAGGCGCUGAACUUCGUCGAGCCGCCGCAAGCGUUCUGGCCGAAAUUAAAUACCGAGAGCCUCGCGAGCCGCUUCGUCCAGAAGCUCCGCACGACGUCCCGGCGGCGACGCGCGCGGCGGAUCCGCAAACUGUCGCUUCAGAGCAUUACCGCGGCCCGGCGCGCGUACGAUAAGAAUGCGCGAGCGGCCGCGGUGGCGGAAAGGGGCGAACCGGCCGUCGUGGGCGGCGUCGCGCUCGUGGUCGCCGCUUCUGGCAACGUUCGCGUCGACGGCCUCGCGCCGGUCCUCGCGACGACCUGGGCGCCGUCGCCGGGCGCCUUACUGCGCGGCGAGGCCUACGUCGUCGACGGGGCGCCCGCGGCGGCGAAGAAGUCGCGCCGCCGGGCCGGCGGCCGCGCGGGCGGCGUCUCUACACGACUCGCCUGAUGUCCAUACUGCCCGCCACGCACGACCUUCGAAGAAUUCCUCUCAAUCGCCGCUCCUCUGUAUAUAUACCCCUGUUGUCCAUAAGCACAUGUAUACUUA
Molecule: messenger RNA, 1326 nt
Organism: Pelagomonas calceolata
Lineage: Eukaryota; Pelagophyceae; Pelagomonadales; Pelagomonadaceae
Source: the annotation of a GenBank genome assembly